Messenger RNA from Lolium rigidum, 3675 nucleotides. RefSeq names its product ABC transporter B family member 19-like. The coding region runs from base 1 to 3675 and encodes 1224 amino acids. Gene Ontology annotation, biological process: transmembrane transport. Gene Ontology annotation, molecular function: ABC-type transporter activity; ATP binding; ATP hydrolysis activity. NCBI's taxonomy places the organism in Eukaryota, Viridiplantae, Streptophyta, Magnoliopsida, Poales, Poaceae. The record is from RefSeq and is a predicted model, not a curated record. The transcript is spliced from 11 exons. Gene Ontology annotation, cellular component: membrane.
AUGGAGGCCUACUUGCGCGACGCUGGCUUUCAUCUGCACCUGCCACGCCUGCUGGCCGGCGUCCAGGGUGGCGGCGGCUGCAUUCCUCUCUUCCAGGAGAUCCCCAUCUCUGGCAACGCGGAGAAGGUUGCAUUCUUUUCUUUUGGACGUUGCCUCUUGGACGAAAAUUGCAUCAGCAAGCUGCCUGCAGAUACAAACAAACACUAUGAGCAGUUUGCAAACGCAUGCAACAUCGACGACCUCGUGUCUUAUAUGCAGGCCGAAAAGGCAUAUGCUCAAAUUAUGCUACGUGCCCAGGUGCAGAAGAGCAGCAAACCACUGGAAACAAUGGCCAUAGUCCAAGAUAAAGACCACCCCAUCUCAUCACCCCAGCAUGAUGAUACGGAUGAAAAGAAGAGCACAAUCUCAGUGCCCCCAGAAGCUACCGAUGACGAGAAGCCAUUCCCGUUCUUCGGGCUGCUUUGCUAUGCUGAUAAGGUGGAUUGGCUCCUCAUGGCCCUGGGAACCCUCGGGUCUGCCAUCCACGGCAUGGCAUUCCCGAUCGGGUAUCUCCUUCUCGGGAAAGCACUUGAUGCCUUUGGAACCAACAUAAAUGACCAGGAUGGCAUGCUUGGUCAUUUUGUCGCAAGCUUCUCCACUUUCUUUGCUGGUAUAGUAAUUGCAUUUGCCAGCUGCUGGGAAGUCGCAAUGCUGUCCUUCCUGGUUAUUCCUCUGAUCCUCGCUAUCGGGGCAACAUAUACGAAAAAGAUGAACGGCAUAUCGUUGUCACGCAAUGCUAUCGUCUCAGAAGCAACAUCUGUUGUAGAACAGACAUUGUCACAUAUCAAGACCGUCUUCUCCUUUGUCGGAGAGAACUGGGCCAUGAAAUCCUUCGUCCAGUGCACACACAAUCAAUACAAACUAAGCAGGAAGGAAGCAAUGAUAAAGGGAAUAGGGCUGGGCUUGUUCCAGACAGUGACCUUUUGUUCAUGGGCACUCAUGGUUUGGAUUGGGGCAGUUGCAACUAAAUUGUUUGCGUUCACCACAUGGAUGGACUGCAGAUCAAUUACCUACGCUGCACCAGACCUUCAGACCUUUAAUCAAGCAAAAGCUGCAGGAAAAGAGGUCUUCAAGGUAGGCUUCUGCCAUCUUCCUACUGAAACUAUAAGACUGAAGAAAGCCAAUAGUUGGUCAGUGAUGAGACGUAUUACUGCAGGUGACAUAUUCAUUGAUGGUCAUAGUAUCAAGAAAAUUGAUCUGAAAUCCCUGCGCAGAAAUAUAGCUUCAGUAUCUCAGGAGCCAUCGUUGUUUUCUGGUACUAUCAAGGACAACUUGAGGAUUGGUAAAAUGGAUGCAACUGACGAAGAGAUAACUGAAGCAGCAACGACAGCUAACAUUCAUUCCUUUAUAUCUAAACUUCCGAAUGGAUACUUAACAGAGGUAGGAGAAAGAGGUGUGCAGUUGUCAGGAGGCCAGAAACAAAGAGUAGCUAUUGCAAGGGCAAUGCUGAAGGAUCCACCAAUUCUCCUCCUGGAUGAAGCAACAAGUGCCCUUGAUUCAGAAUCAGAAAAGCUAGUACAGGAUGCACUUGAGAGAGCCAUGAGUGGGAGGACUGUUAUCUUGAUUGCUCACAGGAUGUCCACAAUUGUAAACGCUGAUACCAUUGUUGUUGUCGAGAACGGAAGAGUAGCACAAACCGGGACACAUCAAGAGUUGCUCGAGAAAAGCACAUUCUACUCAAACAUAUGCAGCAUGCAAAAUAUUGAGAAGGAAGCUGGAAAGAGGGUAGCAAGCCCUUCUGAUAAUGUAAUAGAAGAACAAAGCAAUGAAGCAUACGACAGGCAGCCCACAAUGAAGCAGGGACCGCAGAACAAACUGGAACCACUAAACUCAAAACAACCAAAGAAAGAGGUCAGAAAGGAAACGCCUCCUUUCUUUAGAAUUUGGUAUGGGCUACGUAAAGAUGACAUUGCAAAGAUUCUAUUAGGCUCCUCAGCAGCAGCCAUCUCAGGAAUCUCAAAGCCCUUGUUUGGUUACUUUAUCAUGACAAUUGGUGUGGCAUAUUACGAAACAAAUGCAACAAAAAAAGUUGGUCAGUAUUCUUUGAUUUUCUUUGGGGCUGGGAUGAUCACACUGGCCAGCAGCAUUUUGCAGCACUAUAUUUAUGGUGUUAUUGGAGAAAAGGCAAUGAUAAACCUAAGGGAGGCCCUCUUUUCAUCUGUUCUCCGGAAUGAACUUGGUUGGUUUGAAAAGCCAAAAAAUGGCGUAGGAUCUCUUACCUCACACAUUGUCAGCGACACCUCAACAGUCAAGACCAUCAUAUCUGAUAGGAUGGCAGUCAUUGUGCAAUGCAUCUCUUCAAUCCUGAUAGCAACGACAGUUAGCAUGUACGUCAACUGGAGGAUGGGUUUAGUAUCAUGGGCAGUCAUGCCAUGCCAUUUCAUUGGCGGACUCAUUCAAGCCAGGUCAGCUAAAGGAUUCUAUGGGGAUGCUGCUAUUGCCCACCAGGAACUUGUUUCCCUUGCUUCAGAGGCAACGAGCAACAUCCGAACCGUGGCAUCCUUUGUUUAUGAAGAUGAAAUAAUUAAGAAAGCAGAACUGUCACUGCAAGAACCCCUGAGAAUUACCAAGAUUGAGAGCAUGAAGUAUGGGGUAAUCCAAGGGAUAUCGCUCUGUCUGUGGAACAUCGCACAUGCAGUGGCACUCUGGUACACCACGGUUCUGGUUCAGAGAAAGCAAGCAACAUUUGAGAACAGCAUACGGUCAUACCAGAUAUUCUCGCUCACAGUACCUUCCAUCACAGAGUUAUGGACCCUGAUUCCCAUGGUCAUGUCAGCCAUUACUAUACUGAAUCCUGCAUUUGACAUGCUUGACAGAGAGACACAAAUUGUGCCAGAUGAACCAAAAACGACAAGCGAAAACUGGAUCGUCGGGAGAACUGAGUUUCAGCAUGUGAGCUUCAACUAUCCAUCACGACCAGAGGUCACCAUUCUGGAUGGCUUCAAUCUAGUCAUCGAACCUGGCCAAAGAGUAGCACUGGUUGGGCCAAGUGGUGCAGGAAAAUCAUCUGUCCUGGCUCUACUAUUGAGAUUCUAUGAUCCUCACAUGGGUACAGUACUAAUUGACAACAAGAACAUAAGAAACUACAAUCUCAGAUGGCUCAGGAAGCAAAUUGGAUUAGUUCAACAGGAACCAAUUCUCUUCAAUUCAUCCAUCAGAGAUAACAUUAGUUACGGAAGUGAAGAAUCUUCAGAAAUGGAAAUCAUACAGGCUGCCAUGGACGCGAACAUUCACGAGUUCAUCAGUGGUCUGCCAGAAGGUUAUGACACAGUUGUUGGAGACAAAGGAGGUCAGCUUUCAGGAGGGCAGAAGCAGCGAAUAGCUAUUGCAAGAACCGUACUAAAGAGGCCAGCCAUUCUACUUCUUGAUGAGGCAACUAGCGCACUUGAUGGUGAGUCUGAGAGGGUGGUGAUGAGUUCUUUAGGGGCCAAGGAGUGGAAGAACAGAGAUGAGCAAUCAAGCAAGAUUACAAGUAUCACGGUGGCGCAUAGAUUAUCCACGGUCAUAAACACAGACGUAAUUGUCGUGAUGGAGAAAGGAAAGGUGGUCGAACUUGGGGAUCACCAAACAUUGAUAUCUGCAGAUGAUGGUGUUUACUCAAGGCUGUUCCACUUGCAAAGCAACAUGAAGGAUUGA